AUGCCCGGCUCCACCGGCCAGCCGGACGGCGGCGGGGGCGGCGGGCCGGGGGCGGCGACCGGCGGGGACCCCAGCCCGCGCCCCCCGCCCCCGGGCGCCGAAGAGGCCGCGCCCCGGCCGCCGCCCGAGCCCGACGACGCGGCCGCGGCGCUGCGCCUGGCGCUGGACCAGCUGUCCGCGCUGGGGCUGGGGUCCGCCGGCCGCCCGGAGGAAGAGGGGCCGGCGGCGGGCGGGGGAGACGGCGUGGCGGGCGGCGCGGACGGCGGGGAGGCCGAGCCUGCGACCCCCGACGGGCCCGAGGCCGGCGCGUCCCUGGCCGUGGCGCCCGUCGUGGUCCCCGGCGCGCUGCCGCUGCUGGAGCCCGACGUGAGCCCCCCUCCGCCGCCACCCCGGCCGUCGCCGCCGGACGUGUUCGCCGGCUUCGCGCCCCAUCCCGCGGCUCUGGGCCCCCCGACGCUGCUGGCGGAGCAGAUGAGCGUGAUUGGCAGCCGCAAGAAGAGCGUGAACAUGACCGAGUGCGUGCCGGUGCCCAGUUCGGAGCAUGUCGCCGAGAUCGUAGGUCGCCAGGGGUGCAAGAUCAAGGCUCUGCGCGCCAAGACCAACACGUACAUCAAAACGCCAGUGCGUGGGGAGGAGCCGGUGUUCAUUGUGACGGGCCGCAAGGAGGACGUGGAGAUGGCCAAGCGGGAGAUCCUGUCAGCGGCUGAGCACUUCUCCAUGAUCCGCGCCACACGCAGCAAGGCGGGUGGGCUGCCCGGCACUGCCCCCGGCCCACCCAACCUGCCAGGACAGACCACCAUCCAGGUGCGCGUGCCCUACCGUGUGGUAGGGCUGGUAGUGGGGCCCAAGGGCGCCACGAUCAAGCGCAUCCAGCAGCGAACGCACACGUACAUCGUGACGCCUGGUCGCGACAAGGAGCCAGUGUUCGCGGUGACGGGCAUGCCCGAGAACGUGGACCGCGCCCGCGAGGAGAUCGAGGCGCACAUCACGCUGCGCACCGGCGCCUUCACGGAAGCCGGCCCCGACAGCGACUUCCACGCCAACGGCACCGACGUCUGCCUGGACCUGCUGGGGGCCGCUGCCAGCCUCUGGGCCAAGGCCCCCCACCCGGGACGGAGGCCCCCCACGGCUACCAGCGGCCUCCGCGGGGACAGUGCCCUGGGCGCCCCCAGCACCCCCGAGGCCUUCUACGCGGGCAACCGUGGAGGGCCGCCAGUGCCAGACACGGGCCCCGCCAGCCCCUAUGGCGGCUCUGGAAAUGGGGGCUUCACUUUCGGUGCGGAUGGCGCUGGAGCCCCCACAGGGACGGCCACCCCCGAGGACUGUGACUUUGGUUUUGACUUCCUGGCACUGGACCUGACCGUGCCGGCGGCAGCCACCAUCUGGGCCCCCUUCGAGCGGGCCGCGCCCCUGCCAGCCUUCAGUGGCUGCGCGGCCGUCAACGGGGCCCCAGCGCCCGCCUCCACGGGGGCGCGGCGCAGUAGUGCUGCGGGCACCCCGCGCCAUUCGCCCACGCUGCCUGAGCCUGGAGGCCUGGGCCUGGAGCUCCCGCUGACCCGCCGCGGCGCCCCGGACCCGGUGGGUGCCCUGCCCUGGCGGCCCUCCCAGACCUCCCUGCCACCCUUCUCCAGCAGCGCCAGCUUCUCCGCAGCCACCUCACUGCCCAGCAGUGCCUCGGCCUCCUCGGUCCUGGACUCCAGCGCCACCGACAGCAACCGCAAGCCCUCCACCUCCUCCGGGGCCGCAGCAGUGGCCCUCUCCGCUGCCGCUGGGGCCCCUGGUCCACCCACCACCGCCCCCGCGCGGGAGUGCGUGGUGUGCGCCGAGGGCGAGGCCAUGGCCGCCCUGGUGCCCUGCGGCCACAACCUCUUCUGCAUGGACUGCGCRGUUCGCAUCUGCGGCAAGAGCGAGCCGGAGUGCCCGGCGUGCCGCACGCCGGCCACCCAGGCCAUUCAUAUCUUUUCUUAGUGCGCACUCGGCCGGGGCCGGGGCCUCCCCACCAGGCCCACRGCUGCCGCCUGGCGGUGCUGGGGUGGACAUGAGCGGAGGGGGGGGGGCGUGAUGGGCGUGGGGCAGGGGCGAAGGAGGGGCCGCGAGGGGCCAGCCAGAGUCCAGAGACAGCUUUAACUCCUCGGCCAGGUGUGGAGACGGCCAGCCGGCGGCCCAGCUGCAGCACCUCAGUUCUUGACAAAUGACAGUAUUGAGUGGACAGGUUAAAAUAAAACGGAGAGAAAAGGUCUGCUUGCACUUUUUAUUUAAGACACCCCUCCCAGGGGGUCCCAGCAAACAAAACAAGGAUUUUUACAACCGCCCUGGUCCUUUGUCAGUAGCUGUCCGGGGUUGACAGCGACUACACACACAGGCACUCCCAGGAAGGGGUGGGUGACAUUUCUACUCCCGUUUUGGGGCAAACAUUUGCUGUUUUGUACUCAGUGGGGCCGGGCGGGGGUGGGGUUCCGGGGUGUCUCACCCAGAGGU
Messenger RNA from Urocitellus parryii (Arctic ground squirrel), 2478 nucleotides. RefSeq names its product mex-3 RNA binding family member D (gene Mex3d). Gene Ontology annotation, molecular function: RNA binding. The record is from RefSeq and is a predicted model, not a curated record. Lineage: Eukaryota; Metazoa; Chordata; Mammalia; Rodentia; Sciuridae.